Messenger RNA from Cooperia oncophora, 1056 nucleotides. NCBI's taxonomy places the organism in Eukaryota, Metazoa, Nematoda, Chromadorea, Rhabditida, Trichostrongylidae. The record is from the annotation of a GenBank genome assembly.
AUGCUAUUGCUAGUUGGCCCAACCGCAAAAUAUGGACUAGCUGGUGCUACUUUUGAGAUUUCGUCAUGUGCUUAUAUGUCUUCUACAGGCGACGAGUUCUUUGUGGUCGCCUACUCAGAAAAUGUCGCCAUGUCGUUGGCCGGCGUUUGCUUUGCCAGUCUGGGAUCCGGCAUAGGAGAAAUCAGUUAUCUCGCUCUUGCGUCGCAUUAUCCAGCGAUUGCGAUAGCUGCUUGGUCGUCUGGCACUGGUGGUGCGGGUCUGAUCGGUUCAUUUUCGUAUGCUCUGCUCACCGAGCCGUCAAUGGGAAACUUACAGCCUAAAGUCGCGCUUUCUCAUUCAACUUUUCGUACCAAUCUAACUCCUGAAGAUGUGCACACGCCUGGACUGAAUCCAAAGACGUGGAUUGUACCUAAGGAGGUUCACAAGCAGGCUGAUGUGUAUGGUGCUGAUAAGACGGAAGUAAACAGUGCAACAAGCGACAGUAACUCUUCAAGUCUCAGAGUGCCACAGAGGCAACUCUCCUUCAUGCAAAAGAUUCAACACAUUGGGCCUCUUGUUCAUUUGAUGGUACCGCUGGCGCUGGUAUACGUCGGAGAGUAUUUGAUAAAUCAAGGAGUGACUCAAUUAAUUAUCUUCAACUGUUCCGAAGGGUUCCACCUCAACUAUAAUGCUCAGUAUCGAUGGUAUCAGGUACUCUACCAAUUGGGAGUGUUUCUCUCAAGGUCGUCAGUGAAGCUCUUCGAACUGCCAACUUGGUCACUUUUCCUUCUACCUGUACUGCAGGCUACGAAUUUUACCUUCUUCUUCUUCGAAGCCAUUUACUGGUUCACACCGAGUAUCGCCAUCAUCUUCUGCCUUAUCAUUUUCGAAGGACUGCUGGGAGGAGCUGCUUACGUGAACACUUUCAACAAAAUACAUAAAAUGGUCUCACCAGACGUUCGGGAGUACUCGCUAUCAGUGGCUUCCGUGGGCGAUUCAAUAGGCGUGAACUUCGCAGGAUUCGUUGCCAUUCCACUUCAUAAUUAUGUAUGUAGUAGGCCAAUGCAUCGGCACUAA